AUGCAAGCAUUAGCCCAACGAAUUGAUGUGGACAAGCCUCUUUAUGACUUGUCCACUUUUAAAGGACGUUUCCAGCAUUUUGCCUGGAUGACAGAUCCAAGAACUGUCAUUGUUUCCAGUGAUCGUCUACUGCAAGCCAAGAGUCUAGUUGAUGCCUAUCGCAGAGGUGAUGCCAUUGACACAACUCCCGACAAAGUGAAAUAUGCCAUGAAAUUAUAUAAUUCAGCUUUUCAUCCUGAUACCGGUGAAUUGCAGAAUUUCUGUGGCCGCAUGAGUUUCCAAGUGCCUGGCGGUAUGCUUAUCACUGGUGGUAUGUUGGCAUUUUAUCGCACCGUACCCGCUGUUGUCCUGUGGCAAUUCAUAAAUCAAUCGUUCAAUGCUGUUGUCAAUUACACCAACAGAAAUGCCAAUUCACCAACUACGGUGACUCAGUUGGGUGUUUCUUAUGUCUCGGCCACCAGUUCAGCUCUAAUUGCAGCCAUUGGUCUUAAAAAUUAUUGGACAAAGAAGGCAACUCCAAUAUUCCAGCGUUUUGUACCCUUCGCUGCUGUGGCUGCUGCAAAUUGUGUCAACAUCCCUCUAAUGCGUCAAAAUGAAAUUAUCAACGGCAUUGAGGUGAAAGAUGAAAAUGGCAAUGUUGUGGGCAAAAGUCGUACGGCUGCUGUCAAGGGUAUUAGCCAAGUUGUCUUCUCACGAAUUACAAUGGCAGCACCCGGCAUGUUAAUACUGCCCUUCAUUAUGGAACGAGUUGAAAAGUUCCCUAUUUAUAAACGAAUGCAGUGGAUUAAUGCACCUUUCCAGACAGCUUUGGUUGGAUGUUUCUUACUGUUUAUGGUGCCAACUGCGUGUGCCCUAUUUCCCCAAACUUGUUCUUUGAACACAUCGACCAUUAAACGCCUUGAACCGGAAUUCUAUGAGGAAAUGUUAGAAAAUACCAAAGGAAAUGUUCCUGCCAAGGUAUACUUUAACAAAGGUCUCUAAAACAA
Musca vetustissima is the source of this 986-nucleotide messenger RNA. It is a transcript of the gene Sfxn2, whose product is annotated as sideroflexin-2. The coding region runs from base 1 to 981 and encodes 326 amino acids. Gene Ontology annotation, molecular function: monoatomic ion transmembrane transporter activity. The record is from RefSeq and is a predicted model, not a curated record. Lineage: Eukaryota; Metazoa; Arthropoda; Insecta; Diptera; Muscidae. Gene Ontology annotation, biological process: monoatomic ion transport; serine import into mitochondrion. The transcript is spliced from 6 exons. Gene Ontology annotation, cellular component: mitochondrial inner membrane.